UGUUGAAGGGUAAUGAUUAUUCAAGCUAUCAUAGAUGCUAAACACAGUCAUUUGACUCUGUGAAAAAAGCUUCAGAAAUUUUUAUGUGCAAGUAACCACCAGUACUGUGUACAAGUGAAGAAGAAUGAGGAAUGGUUCUACUUCACCAGUCUUUCGCUCAGCCAGAGGCCGUCAUCACAAGCGCAAACAACUCUUAGACUCACCUUCUGGGUCAUCUUAUGCUUUUGGAAUAAAGUGUCCCUACAACCAGAAAAUAUAUGAAGUAGAAAGUUCAGAACAUAGUUCUGAUGACAAAAUCACUUCUCAAUUGAAAAAUUUCCAAGCUCCUACUGACAAAGGAGUUCAAAAUUCAAUUUGCACCAGAUGCAUUUCAACAUGCAACAAGAUUACAAUAUUGAAUUCUCUUGAAACCCCUCUGGGAAACAUUGCAUCAGGAUCAAGGAUGGAUCAAACAUUAUUAAAAUCAGAUGUUAAAUCAACUGGAAGAAUCCAUUCUACGCCUCAGAGAAGAAAAAAGCAAAAACGUUCUUUUACACCAAAUGUUGAUAAAUUUCCUGCUACCAAAAGAAGUGCAUGCAACAAAAAUCCUUCAUUGUGCUCUGCUUUAGAUGACUCUUUGAUGUUGUCUGAUAUUGACCAUAUCAUGGGACCUUUAGAGCAAAAUAUCUCUAGUGGCAUUAGUAAUGAAGAAAACAUUAUAAACCCUAAUUCAUUUAAAAUAUCACUUGAUGAAAGAUCAGAAUCAAUAAAAUGUGUGGAUGGACAAAAAUGCUCUGAAAGUAAAUUGGCUGCACCUUUCAUCAACAUGUCAACUGGCAUUGAGGAAAAUACUCUUAUGAUUAAUGAAACUUACACGUCUCCUGAUCGAUUUCAAAUUAAAGUUAGGAGAAAACCUUUUGUGCCAAGUAAUAAUUGUUCAGAUAGUAAUGUUAAAAACCCAAUGAGAUUAUCAGAUCAAUUUACCAAUGCUACAAGUGGAAUAAGUGUUAAAAAUGAAAAUGUAAUCAUCUCUACUCUAAAAAAGGAUGUAUAUAUUGAAAAAUCUUCUGAAGUGCUACGAAAACCAGGAACUGAAUGUGCUGAAUUGAAUUUGAGUAAUGAUCAGUGCCAUUUAACACCAGAGGAAUAUAUGUCUGCUCUUUUACAAGACCCAGAUUUGAUCCAAGCAUUUGACGAAUCUUUUAACUUAGAUGAUGAAAUUAAAUCAGAAAAACUAUACCAAAAAAGUGAUAGAAGUUUUUCCCCUGACAUAUUUGCUGAAGCUGAUUGGGACGAAAUUGAUGAGAAACUUAUUGUUGAGAAUCUUGUGACAGAGAAGAGUGAUCUGAAAGUGCCAUCAUUAAAUACUGCAGGAAAAAAUAGUAAUCUAAGCGCUAGAGAGACCAUGAGUGGUCUGCCAACUGUAAAGAGGGAAGUGUUGGCAAGUAAUCCUGAACCUUGUAGCACAAAACUGAUCAAUAACAAUGAUGUUCAAUACAAUAUAAAAGGAAAUGAAGGAACUAACAUUGAGAAAAACAUUAUUUAUAAUUGUGGUUUGCCUCCAAGCAAGACUACUUCACACAUAGGAGAAGACAAGUCUUCAUCAGGGAAAGGAAUUGCUCAACAGCAAAGAACUUGCUACAAAAGGCAACAUGAAACGUCAAUUUGUUCACCUCCUGCACAAACAAACAAUAAAAAUUCUUCUCCCAAGGGGAACAAUUGCUCACUUGUCAAGUCACCAGAUGGAGGCAAUUUAUCUAUGGCCAGUACCAUUGGCAGUGACAGCAGCACUCUGGAAUCUCAGAAUCUACUACAGAGAAUGCAUGGUGCAGUUUGCACGAGCACCCAAAGAACUGCAGGUAGUGGGUGCAACACUCAGCUCUCAACCACCUUGAACACCAGCACCGUGCUGCGCACAAGUGCUGUGUCUGCUGCAGUCCUGCAGGCAAAGGAGGCAGCUGUUGCUGGAGCUGCCGUUGGUCACGAGCUCGGCCCUUUCUUUGGGCUCCCAUCUACUGUGCUGGAACUUUUACACAAGCACAGGGGCAUCAAUGGGCUCUAUGAUUGGCAGUCUGAGUGCAUCAAUAAGGGCCUGCGUGGCAAUAAUUUGCUCGUCUCCCUGCCAACGAGUGGAGGCAAGACUUUGGUUGCUGAAAUGCUCAUGUUGCGGGCGCUGCUUGUCCGCAAAAAACAUGCCAUCUUCCUGCUGCCUUAUGUUGCUAUUGUGCAGGAAAAGGUUCGAGGUUUAGCUCCUCUGGCAGUUGCCCUUGAUUUCCUCCUGGAGGAAUAUGCUGGCAGCAGAGGCAGCUUCCCUCCGAAGAAAAGGACCCGCAAGAGCGUAGCCUUCAUCGCGACGACGGAGAAAGCGAACGGCCUGAUCAACAGCUUCCUUGAAGAAGGGCGCACUGGGGAGGUGGGGCUGCUGGUGGUGGACGAGGCACACAUGUUGGGGGAGGCUGGUGGUCGUGGGGCGCUCCUUGAGAGCAUCAUCACCAAGAUCAGGCACUGCGCUGACCACAUCCAGAUCGUGGCCAUGAGCGCGACGCUGAGCAACCUUGAUCAGCUCGGCCAGUUCCUGGGAGCUGAGCUCUACACCGGCAACUUCAGGCCUGUCAAACUCAGGCAGUUUGUUAAGCUAAACGACACGAUAUCUGAGAUCAACCCUGCUGCUCUCACUGAUGAAGAACUUCUCUUCAACCACAGAACUGUUGACUAUGGAUACAGUUCAUCGGAGCGGGCGCGUGACCAGGACUGCAUCGCAGGCCUGGUGCGAGAAGUGAUCCCUGACCACGCUGUGCUCGUCUUCUGCCCCACGCGACGCAACUGCGAGAGCCUUGCUAAACUCCUCUGUACCCUCCUGCCUCACGCCCUUACCAAGCUCAACAGGAGUGCCAAAGAAGGACUGUUCCUGGCCGUAGCUAAGGAGGGAGGAGGCAGCGUGUGUCCGGUGCUGCGGCAGACGUUGCCUUAUGGCGUCGCUUACCACCACUCCGGUCUGACAGAGGGAGAGCGUAAGCUGGUGGAGGAAGGCUACCUCUCAGGCACGCUGUGCGUCAUCACGUGCACCUCAACGCUCGCUGCCGGGGUCAACCUGCCAGCACGGCGGGUUAUCCUGAGGUCGCCGUACACUGGACGCGAGAGGUUGACGCGCAGUCGCUACAUGCAGAUGGUGGGGCGGGCCGGCCGCGCGGGGCUCGACAGCGAGGGCGAGAGUUUCCUCGUCAUACAGCAGAAGGACGUGGCCAUGAUCCCAGACCUGGUGCGCGGUCCAGUCGAGACGUGCUUCUCCCGCCUCUGCGACGCUGCCGACGCCUGCACUACGCCCUACAGUCACGCCACGGCAUGCCCUCCUAAAGUCCUCAGCAACAUCCUUCAGUCUGUUGCCAAGAGGUCUGGCCAUGACAAGAACAUUCGGGCUGUCAAGGCUGAUAACGCUGUCAAGGCUGAUAAUGCGGCCAAAGCUGAGAAUGCAGUCAAGGCUGAUAACGCUGUCAAGGCUGACGAUGUCGUCAUGUCGGACGAUGCUGUAAGGAAAUCAUCUUCUGGAGCUGUGAGCAAAUAUGUUAACAGUUCUGGAAAAUCCAGCCAAAACAUCAGCCAAACGUCAACGGUUGGUGAGCGAAGUUCCUCGUGCUGUGUGACGACAGCGGCGGCAGACAGAACGGUGAACAUGACAGGCUGUAGUGGGAGCAGCAGCGUGGAAGUUAACCUGACGUCAUGCUGUGGACUGCGAGACCUGGUCUUCUCUUCCAUUGGUCUGGGACUGGUGAAGAACUUGGCUGAGGUCCUGAGUCUGGUGCAGUGCUCGCUCAUGGCUCUCCAGGCUGACCAGCGUCACGUCAAUCUCCGCGCAAUGGUGCUAGACGUGCUAGAAAAACUUCGCGCCUUCGGGAUGUUGCGCAUCAAAGACUCAAGCGUCGCCUCCCCCGUCUCAUGUGGGGCCGUUAGCUCAGCGGCGCUGCAUGCUGACGAUGGGUCUCAGGAACUGCACAUGAGUUCAUCCAGCGGCUGCUCUCGCUAUUCAGCACAAAUGGAGUGCUGUCUUGAAGAUCUCAGCGAUCCCAACUCGCGCGUCCGAACGCCGUUGCUGCCUCACCAUACGCUUGCGGUUAGCCGCCUUGGCAGAGCUGCUAUCAAAGGUUGCGUUGAACUAAGCAUAGCUAGCCGUCUGUACGAAGACCUGAUGCUGGCGCGGGACAGUUUAGCUGUGCACAGUCGCCUGCACCUGCUGUACCUGGUGACGCCCUACGGUGCAGCUAACGACCUGCCGUUGGUACCUCAGGCUUUCUAUAAAGCUUUCUGCAGCCUCAAGCGCGACGAGAUCAAAACUGCUGAACUCAUCGGUGUCAGCGAAGCUAUAGCCUCUAAGGUCGCCAUGGGCAUGACUGCAGCGCUUAAGAGUUUUGUCGUCAAAAGGUUUAAUGCCGCUAUUAUUCUUCAUUGUCUGCUGUCCGGAGAAGAUGUGUGGAAAGUUUCCGAUAUGUUUGAGGUGCCAAGAGGACUUUUGCAGCGCACUCUUUCUGCUGCUUCUGCGUUUGCUUCAUGCGUCCAUCAUUUCUGCCAGGGUCGGGCGCGCCUGCUGUACGCUGCAGGCUACACUAACUUGCACAGCGUCGCUAACGCCGAGCCUGAGGCCAUCGUGAGGGCGGUACACCACUUGCCCCUUGCUACCGCCGCACACAUAGUUCUUAGUGCCAAGGUAAGCACGGAACUAGUGGUUCUUAGUGCCAAGGGUCGGGCGCGCCUGCUGUACGCUGCGGGCUACACUAACCUGCACAGCGUCGCUAACGCCGAGCCUGAGGCCAUCGUGAGGGCGGUACACCACUUGCCCCUUGCUACCGCCGCGCACAUCGUACUUAGUGCCAAGGCGGUGCUGCUGGAGAAGGCCGAGGCGCUGCAGGAGGAGGCCGAGCAAGUUCUCUUGGGUCUCACCGAUUUCUCCCACCCCGGUAGUUCUUCUUCUUCUGUGUUUUAAUGGAAGAUUUUUCGCUCUUUGAUAUUUUCUUGUUAGGCAACGAAAAAAACUUAUUUGUACUUUCAUGCUUUCAUGAGUGUUUUUUGGUUCGAUUCGUCUGGCUGCCAUUUUUCAAGUCGUACAUAAAAAAUUCGGCUCGAAUUGGUCGCUGGCCAUAGUAACCUAAACGCUUAGGUUUGAAUGUCAACUUUUGAUUGGUCGAUGUAUAAGCGAAGAACGCUUGGAUUGGCCAUUUGUCUUCUUUGCAAGAAUACAGAUAUUUUAUUUUACUUUUUUUUUUGCACGUUCAAGCAAUGCAAUUCAAGUGCAGGAAAUGAAUUGCGAUUUAGAGUUUGGAAUUUGUAUGACAAGGAGUGUGAAUCGCAAGUGAUCCAUUUCAUUUUUUUAUUGCGAUGCCGGUAGCAUUUUAUCAUAAUGUUGCUCUGACUGCACUAUACAGCUCAUCUAAUCGGAGUAACAGUGGCAGGAAAUUGUGAAGCUCCUGAUAAAUGUGAUAUGUUUCGUAGGAAAUAUUAAUCUGAGCUGAAAGUUACUACUAGGCAUUUUGUAAUGUUUAUUGGAAAAGUCAAAAAAUUAUUUUCGCAAGUUAUUGGUAAAUUAAAAAAGUGGCUUAACAUGCAAUUCUAUAACUGCGACUGCUUUGCAUCCUUUUCUUGAGUUUGCUGAAAAUAAUUCAUAUGCAAUCUAUCCGGCCAUCGGCACGUUGGACUCAGUACAUCAAAGCGAAAUUUGUUUGCAUUUGGGGAAUUUAGAAUAAAGGUUCACCGAAAUUUAGAAAUGGUUUACCGAAAAGGUGACCUUUACCCCAAUUUCGAGAGUUGGCACUUGAAUGGACAUGGAUGAGGAAUAUGGAUAAAUGUUUUAUAUUACAGACUAGUUUUCCUUAGGCUAGUGGAAAGUAAACUUUGAUUUCGAACGCUGUUUGUCUGCUCCGCACUUCUGCAGCUGUGAUUCCAUGUUUUUCCUUCAGAUCUUGUAGUACCCUUGCGAGAAUAGGGUAAAAAGUACUAUUCUUAUUCCAAACGCGUUAUUUUAUUGAGCAAAAAAGUAGUGAUCAACGAGGUUACAGGACCUAUAAAAUAGGUAUUUUUUGGAAGUAAGAUUUUUAUACUUCCGUCAUGAUGUGUUCUGUCAAGUUUAUAUCGUGGAUAUAAUCACCGAAUUAUCAUUCCAAAUCUCUAUUCUAACUUCUAAUCUCAUGUUGUGUUACAAUAGGACAUUAAACGUUUGCUGACUGUGAUAUCAGAUUAAGGUACGUAUUUUUACACUCGAUAAAUCUGGACAUCAGUGGUAGAAGAAGUGUCUUGGAUUUACGUAUCAUUGAUUUUGUAUCUGUUUCUCUGUGGUCUGUGUUUACAUUUAUCUUAAUGAAGUCUUCAUCUCUGUUGGCAUUUGUGUAUGUGUAUUCAUCUUGUAUAUAAAUGUGUUCUCUGUAUUUGUGUUGAUUGUAACUGUGUUCGUUGUAUAUUCCACAGGAAACUCUUAUUAAACUCUCAUGAACUGAU
Molecule: messenger RNA, 6459 nt
Organism: Hyalella azteca
Lineage: Eukaryota; Metazoa; Arthropoda; Malacostraca; Amphipoda; Hyalellidae
Gene: mus301
Product: helicase POLQ-like
Exons: 19
Coding region: 125-4954 (1609 amino acids)
Molecular function (GO): nucleic acid binding; ATP binding
Source: RefSeq, a predicted model, not a curated record